Sphaeroforma arctica JP610 is the source of this 1236-nucleotide messenger RNA. RefSeq lists its product as hypothetical. Lineage: Eukaryota; Ichthyosporea; Ichthyophonida. The transcript is spliced from 2 exons. The record is from RefSeq and is a predicted model, not a curated record. The coding region runs from base 1 to 1236 and encodes 411 amino acids.
AUGUCGCAAAAUAUUUCAACCUCACCCUCUAAUAGGAACGAGAAUGACGUCGUUUUGUCGGACAACGCCAUGUUCAUAUAUCAAAACGCCAAGUCAGUCGACAAGCAAUUACAGUACAUCGAUGGCGGCAGACACGAUCUCCAUGCAUGUAGUCAGCUUAUCCGACAACACGUUAUGAAUACUCUGUACAGCUGGGUUGCUGAAAGGUCCGGCGAAUCGGCAGAGGAAGUACAUCAUCGGUUGGCUGCGGUAAGCAGUUUCCGCUUAGGAACUCCCGUAGGCCUAUCCACCUCAGCAGGCGUCAAGAGUGCCGCCUGCAACGAAACCAACGCAAACAGUGCGAGUGGUCUGGAGGAUGUGAUUGAGAGCGAUAGUGCAAGCAUUGGACAUGAAGACUUGACGCGCUCUCUCGAGAUCAAGUCAGGGUCGGAGGGCACAACGGUAGAAAGCGCUGACCACCCACGUGGACUUUUAAGCGAGACGGAAGGGGAUGGAGAUGCCCAGGCAGCCAUUGAAGGGGAUGCAGUGGACGCUGGUGUAAUGUUAUCAGGACUUGAGGAGAGAAGGGCUUUGGAAGGCGACACAGCUCCACUUCAGAAUGCUCCAGUUCUGCCAACAGACGAAAGGAGUUUGUCCGAAUCAGAUGAGGUACUCAUAGGUGAUGGUGAGAAAUCUUUGUGUGCUGGCAAUGAUGACGAGGCCUCGCCCGCAAAAAUAAGGAUGCAUAAACAGAUGAGUCAGCCUUUGAGUAAGCAGUAUCUAAACAACUGCAGCAGCGCAGCGACGGAGGGUGAUGAUAUAAUCGGCGAUUCGGGCAGAAGGCGGAGCAACAGUCGCAGACACAGUUGCGCCGACUUCUCGGACACGACUACUAUGGUGUCUAUCAACUUCGAUGUGAACGACUGGUUUAGUGAGAAUGCUGACGCCGAGGCCGCGAGGGAAAAUGGUGCGGGCAAAACAAAGAAGGCCAAUGUGCUGCGGCACGCUUCAACGCAAGGGGACGCCCAGGUGGGAACCGGACGGCGAAAACAUGCCAGUUUCGGUGUAAGGAUGUCAGAUGCAGCAAAUCUGGGCAUGAGCAAAGACGGUGUCGUUCUGGUAUUUGCAGAUGAGAGUGGAAUCCGAUACAGUCGAGACACAACUGUGGAAAAUACAGUGGCAGAAGCUCAGCAAAUAUAUAAACACAGCGACGAUGCUGAGCAUGAAUUAGCUGCUAACAGUGGUUCUGGUACGUAG